This is a messenger RNA of Cyanistes caeruleus (blue tit), 6339 nucleotides long. Lineage: Eukaryota; Metazoa; Chordata; Aves; Passeriformes; Paridae. The record is from RefSeq and is a predicted model, not a curated record.
AUGCUCUUCUACAACGGGUAGCAGAAUUGGAAAAGGUCAAUGCAGAAUUUCUGCGCACAAAGCAGCAACUUGAGCAAGAAUUUAAUCAGAAGAGAGCAAAAUUUAAGGAGUUAUACCUGGCUAAGGAAGAGGACCUGAAAAGACAGAAUGCAGUGCUGCAGGCGGCCCAGGAUGACCUGGGCCAGCUGCGGACCCAGCUGAUGGAAGCCCACGCGGAAAUGGAGAACAUCAAGGCCAUAGCCACAGUGUCAGAGACCACCAAGCAGGAGGCCAUCGACGAGGUCAAGAGGCAGUGGCAAGAAGAAGUGGCUUCUCUCCAGGCCAUCAUGAAAGAGACUGUUCGUGACUAUGAGCUCCAGUAUCACCACAGGAUGGAGCAAGAGCGAGCCCAGUGGAGCCAGUACCGAGAAAACAUGGAGCGGGAAAUUGCAGAGUUAAGGAGACGACUGUCUGAAGGCCAGGAGGAGGAAAACCUAGAAAAUGAAAUGAAAAAGGCUCAGGAAGAUGCCGAGAAGCUGCGCUCGGUUGUGAUGCCCAUGGAGAAAGAGAUUGCAGCCCUAAAGGAGAAGCUGGCAGAAGCUGAAGAAAAAAUAAAAGCAGCAUCAGAGGUUAAAGAGCUGAACCAUUAUUUAGAAGCUGAGAAGUCGUGUAGGACAGACUUGGAGAUGUACGUGGCUGUUCUCAACACACAAAAAUCAGUCCUGCAAGAAGAUGCAGAGAAGUUGAGGAAGGAGCUGCAUGAAGUUUGCCAUCUCCUAGAGCAAGAGAGGCAGCAGCACAACCAGCUGAAGCACACAUGGCAGAAAGCCAAUGACCAGUUCCUGGAGUCCCAGCGGCUGCUGAUGAGGGACAUGCAGAGGAUGGAAAUUGUGCUCACCUCAGAGCAGCUCCGGCAGGUGGAAGAGCUGAAAAAAAAGGAUCAGGAGGAAGAUGAGCAGCAGAGGCUUAGCAAGAGAAAGGAAGAGAAACAAAAAGAUUCAGAUGAUGAAACAAAGGCUUCAUGUUCUCUGGCCCCUGAAGAAACCCUUACCCAGCUCUCUAAUGAAGAGGUGCAUGUGAAUAGCACCCAUGGCUCAGUCCAUUCCCUGGAUGCAGACUUACUUCUUUCCUCUGGCGAAUCCUUCAAUAAACCAGACACGGAUAUGUUUAAAGAUGGACUACGGAGAGCACAGUCAACAGACAGUCUGGGCACAUCUGGAUCCUUACAGUCCAAAGCUUUAGGAUACAACAACAAAGCAAAAUCUGCUGGGAACCUGGAUGAGUCAGAUUUUGGACCACUUGUUGGAGCAGAUUCAGUGUCUGAGAACUUUGAUACGGCUUCCCUUGGAUCCCUGCAAAUGCCGAGCGGGUUCAUGUUGACCAAAGAUCAGGAAAAAGCAAUCAAAGCAAUGACACCAGAGCAAGAAGAGACUGCUUCCCUGCUCUCCAGUGUCACCCAGGGCGUGGAAAGUGCUUAUGUGUCCCCCAGCGGGUACCGCCUGGUCAGCGAGACAGAGUGGAACCUGCUGCAGAAGGAGGUGCAGAAUGCAGGGAACAAGCUGGGCAGGCGCUGUGACAUGUGCUCCAAUUAUGAGAAGCAGUUGCAAGGUAUCCAGAUCCAGGAGGCUGAGACCAGAGACCAGGUGAAAAAGCUGCAGGUGAUGCUGAGGCAGGCUAACGAUCAGCUGGAAAAGGCAAUGAAAGAUAAACAGGAAUUGGAGGAUUACAUGAAACAAAGUGCUGAAGACUCCUCUAAUCAGAUCUCCUUGCUCAUGGCCAAGUGUCAGAAGUCAGAGAAUUUCCUCAGUGAGCUGCAGCAGGCAUUUCUGCAAGCCAAGAGAAGUGUCCAGGAGCAAAUGGCUGUCCUGACACAGUCAAGGGAGCAGGUUUCAGAAGAGUUGGUGAGACUGCAAAAAGAUAAUGAAAGUCUUCAAGGAAAACACAGCUUGCAUGUGUCCUUACAGCAGGCUGAAGAUUUCAUUCUACCAGAAGCAGCAGAGGAACUCCGUGAGCUGAUCCUCAAGUACCGGGAAGACAUCAUCAGUGUGAGGACAGCAGCAGAUCACCUCGAGGAGAAGCUGAAGGCUGAGAUCCUGUUCUUGAAAGAGCAGAUCCAAGCUGAACAAUAUUUGAAAGAAAAUAUAGAAGAAACUCUACAGCUGGAAAUAGAGAAUUGCAAAGAGGAAAUAGCUUCCAUUUCCAGUUUAAAAGCUGAACUAGAAAGAAUAAAAGUGGAAAAGGAGCAGUUGGAAAGUUCUUCACAGGAAAACCUGCAGCAGCUGGAGAGUCUGCAGGAGGCAAAGAACACUCUAGAAGAACAGCUGAAGAAGGAGACUGCAGCAAAGGCCAACCUUGAGCAGCUGGUGUUUGAAGAGAAGAACAAAGCUCAGCGGUUGCAGACUGAAUUAGAUGUCAGUGAGCAAGUGCAGAGAGACUUUGUAAAGCUUUCUCAGACACUUCAGGUGCAGCUGGAGAGGAUCCGGCAGGCAGAUUCCCUGGAGAGAAUCCGUGCAAUCCUGAACGACACAAAACUGACGGACAUUAAUCAGCUCCCUGAAACAUGACACCCUGAUGGGCUCCGAGGCUGCGUCUGGGGUUUUUAACUCAUCUUUAUAGCAACAUUAAUUAUUAUUUAACUCUAACCGAGAGAGCAGAAGACAACAGAGGGCAGCGAUGACUAAAGUUUUGUUUCUAGAGGGGAAAAAGGUUUCGUACUGGGCAGGAAGAGAUCACAAGGGUGACUUGUAGUGUAGGAAGGAGAACUUUCUAAUGGAAACACUAAUGAGUGCAGUGUUUCGUGUUCCACUGAGUGGGAUCAGUCCUUACAUUCUGAAAAACUUCCCUCUUUCAGCCGACUUCAUAACCUAAUAUAGAGUUUUGGAACAUAUACCCCUGUCUUUCCCUCUGUCCUUUCCCCCACUACUGUGAUCAAAGUAGCUGCUGGAAACUGUAUUGUCCCUCCAAAACGUUGAAGAGCAGAGUGGUUGAAGUUUUUCUGUUUGAAUAGUCAGUAACAGUAUUCAGCUAGCAGAGAGAAUGAGGUGUAGAGUAUGCUGUAUGAAUAUUUUAUAUUAAAAUAUGACUUUAUUAGCAGGACACUGGAUAUUGAUCUUAUUUCAUAACUCAGUACUUUUUUUUUUAAAACCAUUGGCUCUGUGAAGAAUCUGAAUGCUGCUGAAAUGUGGAUAUGAGUGAGCUGUGUAUCUCCUGAACAGGUAAAUGCUAGUCCAAAAAAAAAAGAACACUGUACUGAGAAUUUAAUUCCUUGCCAUUUUUCUGUUGAAUUCAGAUACUGAAAGCACAAGAAAUGCACUGUUUUGUAAUCUCUUUUCACAAAUGUAAUUUAGAAUAUGGAGCUACAACCAGUUGUAUCUCAUCUCCUAAAGCUGAGCAGUGCCUGAAAUCCCUUCUCUGUGGAAAAAAACCCCAAAAAAACCACCAAAAAACCCAAACAAACAAAAAACCCAAGCAGAAAAAAGCUGGUAAAAGUUGUGUGCACAUCUGAACAUUGGCCUGAGGUGAUGCAGGUGUGCUCUGCUCUGGGGGUAGCACCAGGUGUGAAGGCAGGAGCUCUGGGGAAGGUGAGGGCAGGUGCUGAAUGAAGCUGUUCCUGACCCCUCUGCUGGGUCAGCCUCGAGUCAGCACACAGGGAAUCACUCCCAGCCCCUCCUGGUCAGGGCACAGACGUGCAGGAGCUGCAGGAUUGUGCUGCUGCAGCUUGGAGGGAGCAGUGCAGCUCUUUGGUGUCCUGGAGCUCAGAGGUGGCUCCUCUGCUGUGCCCUGGGUCUGCUCCCACACAGUUAAAUUACACUGAGUAAUGUGGCAGCAGAGGCAGGAAUUUCUUGUGAUCACUCAGUUGCCAGGUUUGGGUUUCUUGUUCUAUAAAUGUCCAGAGGUAACAUGAGCAUUCCUCCUCCUCCUGCUGUGCUGCUGGAGUUCUGUGCACACAGCUGGACAGAUUCCUGAACUGUUGCAGUUGUUGAUCCUGGUGGCACAAACCCAAUCCUUGAACUUUACAACUCAGUUAAAAGGAGGCUGAAGAAGCAGAUUCCACUGUCCUAAACUUCUAAACUUGUCCUAAACUGGAGUUUUCCCUCCAUUCCUUGCUGUUUUUCCUUCACAUACUUGGCCUGAGAUCUGAUGAUUUUCUUCAUCACCUUCAAAAGUGACAGAAAAUGCUCCAAACUGCAAUGCACAUGACUAUGUAUUUUAAGUGCUUAGAUCCUAUUUUUAGCAGUGUAUAUCCUGCUACUGCAUAAAGUCAGAACCGGUGGUUUUGAAGAGGAAUGCCUUAAAAACAGCCAAAAAAGCAUCAUACAAGCUCAAUUCCCUGCCACUCAUUACAAGAGUUAAAGCAUUUUAUUCACCCUGGCAAUUAAUUCCCUUCAUAAUCCUGACACCCCAAAUUAAUUUUUCCCACCUUAGUAAUGACUAACAGGUGGCAGAGCUGUCAUGUCUAGAGAUGACACUUACUUUCACAUAAAGUAAGUGAAGUUGAAGUGUGGCAUGAGUCUUAUUUGGCUAUUACCAGAUUAGGGAUUUUUUACCCUUUCUCAUUAUUUGCUGAACUGUGGGUGACAGCAGCCAGGUCCUGAUGCAUAAAUCCAGGACCAGAUGUUUUCAUUCCGUUUUCCAGUGGUUGGGUAGACUUUGGAGACAAAACUACAGGCCUUUAGUAGGAGCUGCAGAACAGAAAGGAAAGCUUUUUAUUCUGUUCCCACCCUCCCUUGCCAAAAACUAAUGUGUAACUGGUUAUGGGUUAGUUCCUGUAACUGGUGCCUACUUCACCUGUGCAGGAGGUGUAAGGAAGCCUCUUCUAUGGCAAAACUACACCACAUCCUGUACCCUCUUCAGCAAGCUGAGCACUUGAGGAACUGCACCUUGAAGUCUUUCACUGUAAAAUAUUUUUUGGUUGUGUUUCUGGAUGGUCCCAGUGCGAGUGAGCAGGGGAAGGGGCUGUUCUUGGCCUUGCAGCAUCCCCUCCUGGUGCCUGUGUCUGGCCUGUUCUCAGCAGCCCUGUCUGCUCUGAACACCCCUGGCUGUGCUGGCUCGGAGUGCUGCAGGAGCUCCAGCUCUGGGUGGCUUUUCCUUGGUGUGUUUUUAUGGCUCAUGGGCACAGCUUUCCCCAGGUGUGCUGGUGUCAGGGUGAGGUCAUGGCCGUGGCCUGGCAGGAAGGGGGCAAGUGGGGCAAGUGUUUUGGGCUCCUUGGUAGCCCUGGGGCCAGUGAAGCUGUUUCUGCAGGCCUAGGGGGGUGUGCACUGUGUGCUCUUGCUCGUUUGUGAACCAGGCACUGCACAAGUCCCUGGAGGAACUUUGCUGUGGAGAUGGGCAGGCAGUUCUUGCAUGGUUGUUUUUCCUCCUCACCGCCCUGUUCCAUCAGGCACCCGAACACCUGUGCUCCUGUCAGUACCAGCUGUGACUGUUUUAGUGUUGGAAUACGAGUCACCUUUUUUCACCAACUGCUGUAAUGUCAGAUUUUUAAACAGUUCUGUUUGAAAUUGGAACCCUGGCUGUUAACAGAAGUGGUGGGAGAUGUGCUCCCUGCAAACUGCUGUCCCUCCUGGGGAAGGACAGCAAAGCUUCAGCAGCAGCAGCUGAGCUUCUGCUGAACUCAGACUUAAAGGGGCCUUUAAAAGCAAAACAAGACAGUGUGUGCCAAAUUUGCAGAGCAAAUUUAAGAGACUGUAAAUGUAGGAAAAGCUCUUGGUGUAGAUACUCACUGGAUGAUGGAUUCUGGUGUUACUGCUCAUGAACAUAAGAAAACAAAUGCUCUUCCUUCCAGUUCUGGGUGUUGUGGAGCAUGGCUGGGGCCGGCGUGGGUUCUCCUGUCUCAGGCAGUGUCACCUGCUCAGCUGUGACCCGGGCUGAGCUGUUGGUGGAGGCUGUAGCAGGGCCCAGAUGGAGUUCUGUCUGCAUUCCUGUACCUGUAUAGUCUUAACCUGUACAAAGUGUUCUUGCAGCAUGUCUGGUACCCGGUCCCUCCCCAGCACUGCCCCGCCCGCCCUGCUGUGCCACGUUUUAGCAGUGCAGUAACUCCUGUCCCCCCUGAGCUUCACCACGGCGCCUUUUCCAAGGGCAGGGGGGAGGGACAACAAUUCCUUCUUGUCCACUAGAGUCUGGCUACAGCAGAGACUGAAUUGGCCUUGUCAUGGCAAGAAGGACUCCAGAGCCAUCUUUUGCAAAAGGCAAACAGUGUUUGGAAGUCAAUACUGCAUUCCAGUGAGCCAAGCCAUUGGUGUCCUGUGCAAUCGUGGGUGUAGAAUUCUGCUGUCUCCAGGAUUCCAGUGUAACCAUUUGUUAACUGUACUGAAGGUGUGUCCUUUAUGGAGAAAGUGUUCCAAAUUAAAAAAAGCUGCUGAA